ACCACCACCACCACCAGAGAGAGGGUAAUCUCACAAAUAUCAUCCUACUCUCACAAAUAUCAUCCUACUCCAACUCCUAUAAAAAAGAAAUAAAAGAAAGAAAGAAAGUAAUUAAGAAGAUACUGUGGUUCAGAGCACAGUGGGAUAGAAGGAAAGGACAAAGAUAAGAAAGAUAAGAAAAAUAACAGGUGGAGGAAUUAAUAGAGAGGAAGGCCCUCUUCCCACUAUCCCUCUCUCCCCCCACCACAGUAUAUAUACCCCAGUGCCCAUCUCAGUAGUAUCAGCCAACCCCACAUAUAUCCAAUAGAUCACAUCACAGCUCCAAAUUUGGCCCUCUCCACUAUUCCUAAUCCCAUACCAAAGAUUUGGGCCUAAAAAGAUGGGAGGCAGCAAUAGCAACUGGAGCAGCGGCGGCGCCACCGGCAGCAAGCUGCUGGAGAUGCUGAACGUGAGGGUGGUCGGCAACGUGGACCGGCCGGCGCCGGCGCUGGUGCUGUCCCACGGCAUCGGCACCGACCAGUCGGCGUGGAACCGCAUCGUCCCUUACUUCGAGCGCGACUACCGCAUCGUCCUCUACGACCUCGUCUGCGCCGGCAGCGUCAACCCCGACCACUUCGACUUCCGCCGCUACGUCACCCUCGACGCCUACGUCGACGACCUCCUCGCCAUCCUCGACGCCCUCCGCAUCGACCGCUGCUUCUUCGUCGGCCACUCCGUCUCCGCCAUGAUCGGCAUCCUCGCCGCCAUCCGCCGCCCCGAUGCCUUCCUCAAACUCAUCCUCAUCGGCGCCUCUCCCAGGUUUUUGAAUGAUGAGAACUAUCAUGGAGGAUUCGAGGAGGGUGAGAUAGAGACGGUGUUCGCGGCGAUGGAAUCGAACUACGAGGCGUGGGUGAGGGGGUUCGCGCCGCUGGCGGUGGGGGCGGACGUGCCGGAGGCGGUGAGGGAGUUCAGCCGGACGCUGUUCAACAUGCGGCCGGACAUCACGCUGUUCGUCUCGAGGACGGUGUUCAACAGCGAUCUUCGCGGGGUGCUGGGGCUCGUGCGGGUCCCCUGCGUCAUCGUCCAGACGGCCAAGGACGUGUCGGUGCCGCCCUCCGUCGCCGGCUACCUCAAGGCCCACCUCGGCGGCCGGACCACCACCGAGCUCCUCCACCACACCGAAGGCCACCUCCCCCACCUCAGCGCCCCCGCCGCCCUCGCCCCCGUCAUCCGCCGCUCCCUCUCCCGGUGACCGCCCGCCGCCGACCGCCGCGGCCGGCCACCACCACGGUUUUAUUAAACGUAGUGCUGUUUGGCUGUGACACGUGGAGAAUAAGGUGUGGUGUUUUUCUUGGGUGGUUGUACUGGAUAAAUUAUAUUUAUCUCAAAGAGUACCUCACGUGGUCGUCACGUGAUAUAGGCUUUGUCUUAACCCUUGUCCUUUUUUUUUUUCUUCAAAUCUUUUGGCAAGAGUAUGUUGGAGGAACGGAUGGGUUUUCCUUCUAUUUUGCUUUGGAAAAUCUACGUUAACGAGUGGGAGACGUAAAGUGGAACGUGUGUA
Molecule: messenger RNA, 1540 nt
Organism: Elaeis guineensis (African oil palm)
Lineage: Eukaryota; Viridiplantae; Streptophyta; Magnoliopsida; Arecales; Arecaceae
Product: probable strigolactone esterase DAD2
Source: RefSeq, a predicted model, not a curated record